AAGAAAUUAGCAGAGAGAAUUCUCCUGAGAACCCAGAGAGGAAAAAGAAUGAGCUGCCUGACUUGCAAGCCAAAAGAGGGUGGAAGGGUAGAUUAGAUUUACCGUAUUGCUCUGAGUCGUGGCCGUUGUUCACAAAUUCUUCCUUGUUCUCCCGGUCGCUGAGGUUCGGUGUUCAGCACCAUUGGCGGCAUGUGGGGACAACUGGGGGCUGCCCAUCUGACCAAGUGCUCGAUCCCACUGCUGCAUUGGUAGCUUCGGAGCCAGGGCUGUGCGUGCCCAGGGUCCUGCUGGUAGAGGAGGCAGUGCCAGGUGUCCCAGAGCUCUGCUAUGUGUCCCCCCCUGGGUGUCCCAGGGAGGCAGCAUGCUGGUGGCCGGGGUGGGCACAGGGCAGCGGGGCUGCUGGGGCUCAGUGGAGUGCCAGGACGCAAGCAGUGCUUCUCUUGGUUGUCAGGGAAGGGGCACGGAGGGACAAGGAGCUCCCACGGCUUGGUGCCAAACAGAGAGACUGCUCUGGUGGCUGAGUCCCCCACUGCAUCCCUGCGGUGUUAGCUGUGUGUUGCAGUCCCCUGCAGCGUGCUUGCACAGGGUGGGCUCUGCCUCCAGACCCACACGCUGUUGGAGAGGUUUGUCCUGUUGGCACUUUGGGUGAGGAUGGCCUUGGCUGCACAGCAAAAGAUGGCACUGGGGACACGGGGACGGCGUGGCCCGGCCCCACGCUGGCAGCCUGUUUCCUGCUGGGGGCUGGAGUGUGGACUUGGGAACGUGCAACAUCUGUGUUUGACCUGAGUCACAUUUACGGUUUCUGGCUUGAGUAUUUCUAAUAAUAGGCUGACGUUGUUGCACCUCAAGAGAAUGGUACACUUUUGUAAAGCCCUUUCCGCUGCAUGUGCGUGCGAGGCAUCUUUCGUGCCUCUGAUUUUCCAGCCUGCACGAGUGCCUCCGGGUCGGGGUCUGGGUGCUGAGGCUGUGCCUUCUGCAGGAGUUGUGCCUGAGCCAAACCCUUUGGAAAGCCGCCUGGGGCUCCCACCUGCCAGGUGAAGGCUGUGGGCAGCCAGGACCUUGGCAUUUGCAUUUGUCUCUUAAGCUCUGACAGUAAUCUUGGGUAAGCCUCGUGAAGGAGGCCAGAUAUUAGGAUGGCUGGCUCCCUGUGACUGUGUGCAAUGGAGACUAUAUAUAGUGUGUGGCGGGGAGACCUGUGCUGUCCUCUCCUGUGCGUGCACAAUGGGAUUUGUGGGGAGGCAGCACCGCUCUUGGCUGGUGUAGCAGCCGGGUGUGCUGGCAGCGCUGUGCCCCGGUGCCCCCCAUGCUCCCAGUUCCCCAGUGCCCCCUGCCCUGCUUGAGCUCGGCCAUGGGUGCCUGAGCCAUAAAUUCCAGGAAGAUCCUGGGAGGUGGGGAGCGCCAGUGCCCUGGGCCUGCAGAUGUGUGUGUGGGGACAGGAGGAAAAGCCCCAACCUGUCCUGAAAGACGUUCGUUUAUUCACCAUAAAGUCUGUCAGCCAGAGGCAGCCAGACAGGGCAGCUUUUACGAGGCACAGCCGUACGUUGGAGAGGCUCUUGCCAAUUGCUCCUCACACGGAAAAGGAGCGGGCGGUGUAUGUAAUCUCAGGACGAGGGGAAGGAAAGAAAAGAAGCUGAGCAUUUACAAGCCUGAGAAAUGCUUCAAUCAAAGGAAAGCACAUCUGAAGGCCCUUCUGGAGGGCAUUUUUUUGUGUCCCCCGCCGCCCCGCAGUUCUGGAUGCGGCCUCUAUCCGUUAUUUUGGGGGAGCGGUCAGGGAGAGGAAGGCAGAUAAAGGGACCGCCGACGGGACCGUGUUAAUUUGGGGCAGCAUCUGCUUCCUGCAGAGCGGGAGCUGGGGGGGGGUGAGGGGAGCACCGGGCCCCUCCUCUCAUUCAGGAUCCCGGCCUCGCCGGUGGUGGUUUUGAAAUCCUGCGGCUGACCUUUCCGGCUCUGGAAGCGAUCCAAGGGCUGUGUCUCAAAGUGCUCUAAAGGAUGAGACAUCGGUGAGCAGCGAGGACUUUGAUAUGAAUGACUCCACAUGGAUCUCAGCUGACCAGCACCUGAACUCCAGCCUGAGCCCCAGCCAGGACGAGAGCAUGCGCAGCCCGCAGAACCUUCACGGCCAGGAGGAUGAUGACUCCUCGUCAGAGAGCUGCAGCGGGAAUGGCUCCUCCACCCUGAACCCCUCCACCUCCAGUAGCACGCAGGGCGACAGCGCCUUCCCCGAAAUGAAUGGGAAUGGCACCGCAGCCCCCAUGGACUUCACUGCCUCCACCGACGACCAGCCCAUCAACCUCUGCGACAAGCUCACACCUGCCCACGUCACCCCUUCCUACCAGUCGGACAGCUGCAGCACCGACGGGCUGCGCAGCAGGGUGAAGUACGCGGUGAAGACCACAGCAGAGUCCCCGCCAUACAGCUCCGGCAGCUACGACUCCAUCAAGACCGAGGUCAGUGGCUGCCCCGAGGACCUGACAGUUGGCAGAGCCCCCACGGCUGACGAGGAUGACGAUGAUCACGAUGACCACGAGGACAACGAUAAGAUAAAUGACUCGGAAGGGAUGGACCCGGAGCGGCUAAAGGCCUUCAAUAUGUUUGUGCGCCUUUUCGUGGACGAGAACCUGGAUCGGAUGGUUCCCAUCUCCAAGCAGCCCAAAGAGAAGAUCCAGGCCAUCAUCGAGUCCUGCAGCCGGCAGUUCCCCGAGUUCCAGGAGCGAGCUCGCAAACGCAUCCGCACGUACCUCAAGUCCUGCCGCCGCAUGAAGAAGAACGGCAUGGAGAUGACCAGGCCCACGCCGCCGCACCUCACCUCGGCCAUGGCUGAGAACAUCCUGGCUGCUGCCUGCGAGAGCGAGACGCGGAAAGCAGCCAAGAGGAUGCGGCUGGAGAUCUACCAGACCUCGCAGGACGAACCGAUCGCCCUGGACAAGCAGCACUCCAGAGACUCCACAGCCAUCACCCACUCCUCCUAUUCACUGCCAGCUUCGUCCUACUCUCAAGACCCCGUCUACAUCAAUGGAAGCCUCAACUACAGCUACCGUGGCUAUGGGUCCCUGGGAGGCAGCCUGCAGCCACCUGCGCCGCUCCAGACCGGGAACCACAGUAAUGGUCCGACUGACCUCAGCAUGAAGGGUGGGGCCUCCAGCACGGCCCAGUCCAACAGCACCAGCAGGGGGAUGCAGGCUGCCCAGCUCAGCCCCACAGAGAUCAGCGCCGUGCGGCAGCUCAUCGCCGGCUACCGGGAGUCCGCAGCGUUUCUGCUCCGCUCUGCAGAUGAACUGGAAAACCUCAUUUUACAGCAGAACUGACUCCUCGUGGCUGCGGCGCUCCUCUGUCAGGAAGACAAUUUACACCUGCUAGCAAUUGGCUCCCAGCGGUGUCCCGCUCAGGACCGCCACCGUCCUCCCGUGAAGCGGCAGCUCCGCGUAGUUGUAGAAGGUGGAACCCAACAGAGCUGUUUUCUUUUACACUCCGAGCACCUGGGACUUCAGGCACGAGGCCACGUUCCUGACCCGUACCAGAAGCCAAACGUGCGGCUUGGAAGGAUGCGGGACCUCGAGGGCAGAAGGGAGCCUGGGGAGGUUUGGGGCUGCAGAUGUAUUUAGGAUGACCUUGAUGGACCCAAAUGUUAGAAUCCCGUCCCCAGAUAAUUUCCAAGUCUUAGGUGAGCCGAAUCACAUAUUUAUUGAGAAAUGGACCCUCUUCUCCCCUUAGUAAUUUAUUUUUCUGAAAAUGGAUUCUUUUGAGUUUGUACAGAUUGCCA
Centrocercus urophasianus (Greater sage-grouse) is the source of this 3760-nucleotide messenger RNA. RefSeq names its product nucleolar protein 4 like (gene NOL4L). The record is from RefSeq and is a predicted model, not a curated record. Bases 2022 to 3305 code for a protein of 427 amino acids. The transcript is spliced from 8 exons. NCBI's taxonomy places the organism in Eukaryota, Metazoa, Chordata, Aves, Galliformes, Phasianidae.